This is a messenger RNA of Schistocerca piceifrons (Central American locust), 2958 nucleotides long. RefSeq names its product protein draper-like. NCBI's taxonomy places the organism in Eukaryota, Metazoa, Arthropoda, Insecta, Orthoptera, Acrididae. The transcript is spliced from 19 exons. The record is from RefSeq and is a predicted model, not a curated record. Bases 1 to 2946 code for a protein of 981 amino acids. Gene Ontology annotation, molecular function: protein binding; scavenger receptor activity.
AUGACUAUUAUUACUGUAAGAGAAGACCCAUUUCACUACACGACGACAACGAGGGUGUCUGAGCGCAAGGCCUACCAAGUGAGAGAGCACACGUGGUGCUUCAACAUCCCACCAAGGUGCUCGAAGUACAAGUUGAACUUCAAGACUGUCUACAAGAUUCAAACUCUUGUGAAAACCAGGCAAGUACAAGACUGCUGUCAUGGUUACACAAAAAGCUCAGCAGGUGACAAAUGCAUUGCCGUCUGUUCUGCCAAGUGUCUAUAUGGGACAUGCGUUGCUCCUGAUACAUGCCAGUGCUCCCGUGGUUAUGGCGGACCCAUCUGUAAUGUGUCAUGCCCGAUGGGCCACUGGGGGCCAGAUUGCCAGGACCUGUGCCAGUGUCGCAACAACGCGAGCUGUGACCCAUACGAUGGGACGUGCCACUGCCCGCGGGGCUGGCGCGGCAAGUUCUGUGACGAGGAGUGCCCACCCUCUCACUACGGCCAGGACUGCAGCGAGGAGUGCCGCUGCCAGAAUGGCAGCUCCUGCCACCACAUCUCGGGUGCCUGCCACUGUGCGCCCGGCUGGACCGGCCCCCUGUGCCAGGAACCUUGUGCAGAAGGCAAGCAUGGGGAAGACUGUGAGUUGGACUGCCACUGCCAGAAUGGUGGGAUCUGCAACCACACAUCUCACCAGUGCUACUGCGCCUCCGGAUGGACCGGUCCAGUGUGUGCCAACCGCUGUCCUGCCGGGCUGUGGGGCCGCAACUGCAGCGAGAGGUGUGACUGCUUCAACGGAGCCUCCUGCCACCGCAUCACCGGCGCCUGCAAGUGUGCGCCUGGUUUCAGGGGAGACAGGUGCAUGGAGACUUGCCCAGUGGGGAUGUUCGGUGCCAACUGUUCCCAGAACUGCAUCUGCAGCAAUGGCAUGCAGUGCUCAGCUGUCGACGGUUCCUGUAAGUGCCCGGAUGGCUGGAAGGGCACCAACUGCUCCCAGCGGGCAUGUCCUGAGGGGUGGUUUGGGCCAGGCUGCAAGAGUGUCUGCGAAUGUGACCCCCACAACACUGAAAUGUGCCAUCCAUGGACGGGACUAUGUGUCUGCAAGGCAGGCUGGGAUGGCAAGAAGUGUUCGCGGCCAUGCCCACUCCUCAUGUACGGGAAGGGCUGUAGCCGACAGUGCGACUGCCAAAAUGAUGCCCUGUGCUCACCUGUCAACGGAAUGUGCAUCUGUGCCCCAGGCUUUAGGGGGAUCAAUUGCAGUGAACGCUGCCCUGUUAGCACUUUUGGUCAGGACUGUGCACAUCGCUGCAACUGCAAGAACGGUGCCACAUGCUUACCAGAAAGUGGUCGUUGUAUCUGCAUGCCAGGGUGGGAUGGCAUGCAGUGUGACCGCCCCUGCAGCCAGGAGAAAUAUGGUAAGAACUGCUCUCAGAAGUGCCACUGCCAGAAUGGUGCUGCCUGCGACCCACAGAAAGGUACGUGCACGUGCCGCCCCGGCUACGUGGGGGAGUUGUGCGAGCAACCCUGUGACUCGGGCUGGUUUGGCCUCGGUUGUACACAGCUGUGCCAGUGCCACAGCAACAACAGCAUUAGCUGUGACCCAGAGACCGGCCGCUGCAUCUGCAAGCCUGAGUGGAAGGGUAUGAGCUGCGAGACCCAGUGCGAGGAUGGCAGCUAUGGGGAGAACUGCUCGGAGACAUGUCUCUGCCACAACAACAGCUCUUGUGACCUGCAGACUGGGGAGUGUGUGUGUGCAGCUGGCUGGGAUGGCCCCAACUGCACGCAGCGCUGUGAUCCCGGCUUCUACGGCCUGGGAUGCAGGCAGAAGUGCCCUGAGCCCAUAUUAGGUAUUAGUGCAUGUGACCCCAUUACUGGGCAGUACUUGUGCAACCCAGGCAUUACAGGGCUCACCUGUGAACAUAUGUGCCCAGUCGGUACAUACGGCCUGAACUGCCAGAAUAAAUGUGCCUGUGAGAAUGGCUUAGAAUGUCACCAUGUUACAGGACAGUGCCAUUGCCCACCCGGCUGGUUGGGGAGCGACUGUUCAGAGAGGUGCCCAGAGGACACGUACGGCACAGACUGCAGUCAGCGCUGCAUGUGCCAGAAUGGCGGGAAGUGCCGCGGCAGCGAUGGAGUAUGUAACUGUGCUGCCGGUUGGAUGGGCAAGCACUGCACACAAGUCUGCCCUGAAGGCUAUUAUGGUGAUCAUUGCAUGGAACUGUGUGAAUGCAAGAAUGAGAACUUCACUUGUCAUCCAGUCGACGGUUGUGUGUGCCGGCAUGCAUUCACAGGUCCCGACUGUGACAUCCCACUGAGCCAGCAGCAGGAGCAGGAGAUAGUCAGCUACAGGGGCAUCAUGGCCGGCAUCGUCACAUUGCUCAUUCUGGUCGCCGUCACAGUUGGGCUGCUCUUCUACUUCCAGCGGCGUGUCCACAACCUGAAGACUGAGAUUGCACAAGUGCAGUACAAUGCGGACCCACAGAGAGUGCCAGACAGACACAACAUCGACAAUCCGCUGUAUUCGUACCAGAUGAGUCCAUCCACAGUGAAAGAUGGAGCUGGAUCUCUCCUGAACAAUGUGCACCAGAUUCACAAUGACUUUGGCUACAAGUACAACACAACCAAGAUCCAGCUGCAAAAACUGGGAUGUGAGGGAUGUACCGUUGACAAUGGAGAUUCGGGCAGCUGCACAGGUGCCAACAGACUAUCAUAUGACUAUCCAGUGUUGACGAAGAACAAUGAUGCAGUUGUAAGUAACCCCAAUGUGAAUGUUUACAACAGUAUUGAAGAUCUGCAUGUUUAUGAUGAAAUUAAACAGAAAGGAGGUCAAGACAUGGAGUAUGAUCAUCUGGACCACAAGAGAGCAGCAAGCUCGUUGAAACCGAACUACCACAGGAUGACCAAAGCUCUUGGACCCCAAAAAGAUCGAAAUGCUCCUGACAGCAAGCCUUCCAAGUCAUCGGCCUGAGUGCGGGCAUAU